Messenger RNA from Vitis riparia (riverbank grape), 1635 nucleotides. Its product is annotated as syntaxin-41-like. Gene Ontology annotation, biological process: intracellular protein transport; vesicle-mediated transport; vesicle fusion. Gene Ontology annotation, cellular component: membrane; SNARE complex; endomembrane system. The coding region runs from base 212 to 1195 and encodes 327 amino acids. Lineage: Eukaryota; Viridiplantae; Streptophyta; Magnoliopsida; Vitales; Vitaceae. The record is from RefSeq and is a predicted model, not a curated record. The transcript is spliced from 8 exons. Gene Ontology annotation, molecular function: SNAP receptor activity; SNARE binding.
AAUAACAUUUCUCAACCGCGCCGAGUUGCUCGGACUCUCCCGGCACGUGACUCGCCGUCCGGUGAUCCCAUCGCCGCCAUUUAUCCGAUCUCCGAUCCGGAGCUAUAUUUUCCCUCUCUUUCUUGACAAACGAUGCGAAAGUUUUCGUCAGCUUUCUCGUAUUCAGAUCUGUGGCUCUGAUUCCAAUUUAGAUUGCGGAUUCGAGUUCUUCAUGGCGUCGAGAAACCGAACGCUUCUCUACAGGAAGUACAGGGACGCCCUCAAGAGCGUCCGCGUUCCUGUGAGUUCGUCGCUGUCUUCGUCAACUCCUUCGACGAGUUCUGGCGGUGGCCCGGUGAUCGAAUUGGUCAGUACUUCGCUUCUGAAUCCGAAUCGGUCUUAUGUUCCUCUCAGCACGGAGGAUCCGGGAAAUUCCAGUAAGGGGGCACUUACAGUGGGUCUACCUCCAGCUUGGGUGGAUGUAUCCGAAGAAAUAUCAGCAAACGUGCAACGGGCACGUACAAAAAUGGCUGAAUUAGUCAAAGCUCAUGCUAAGGCUUUAAUGCCGUCCUUUGGUGAUGGUAAAGAAGAUCAGCACAGGAUUGAGUCUCUUACCCAAGAGAUAACUGAUCUUUUGAAGAAAUCAGAGAAGAGAUUGCAGAAACUUUCUUCCACGGGGCCAUCUGAGGAUUCAAAUGUUAGAAAAAAUGUGCAGCGCUCUCUUGCUACCGACCUCCAGAACCUUUCAAUGGAGCUUCGCAAGAAACAGUCAUCAUAUUUGAAGCGUCUCCGGCAGCAAAAGGAAGGUCAGGAUGGGGUUGACUUGGAGAUGAACUUAAAUGGAAAUAAAUCUAUGAGGGAAGAUGACGAGUUCAGCGACUUGGGGUUUAAUGAGCAUCAGAUGACCAAGCUAAAGAAAAAUGAGGCCUUUACAGCUGAGAGGGAGAGAGAGAUCCAACAGGUUGUGGAAUCAGUAAAUGAGCUUGCUCAAAUCAUGAAAGAUCUGUCAGUCCUUGUGAUAGACCAGGGCACCAUUGUUGAUCGAAUAGAUUACAACAUUCAGAAUGUCGCGGCAUCAGUGGAGGAGGGCUUCAAACAACUGCAGAAGGCAGAGAGAACUCAGAAAAAGGGGGGAAUGGUGAUGUGUGCUACAGUGCUCGUCAUCAUGUGCUUCGUCAUGUUGGUCCUUCUAAUCCUCAAGACGAUAUUAUUGUGAUCUGUAAACUCGCUUUUCUUUGGAUCUCACUACAAUUAUUGUACCCCAUUCAAAUUUUAUACGCUCAUACAGGCAGUGCUGCUGUGCCCAGCAGAAGAAUUUGGGACUUUUGAAUUGCCCCAUCCGAUACCUUAGAUUAGGUUCCUUUUCUUUUUACCUUCUUGUUUGUGGGAAAGUUGGGUUAGGGUUGGGGUUGAGGUUGAGGCGGGGUGGCGUUAACUAAAUGAAUUCACGCUUCAUGAGCAUGUAUAGCUUUUAUAGUAUUUGCACCAUAGGUGAUGGUGUCAUUUCCAGGGGGGUCUUGUUAUCGAUUCUUUGAGAUGCUGCAGAAUUUUUGUAAUUCGAUUAGUCCUUUUUGUGAGGUAAUGAGAUUUGUUCUUCUUCUUGUAUCAAUUCUUUUGUUUAAUAAAAUGGAAGGCGUCCCAUUUUAGUACUGCUAA